Melopsittacus undulatus (budgerigar) is the source of this 646-nucleotide messenger RNA. RefSeq names its product microtubule associated protein 1 light chain 3 gamma (gene MAP1LC3C). The record is from RefSeq and is a predicted model, not a curated record. Gene Ontology annotation, biological process: autophagosome assembly; macroautophagy; cellular response to nitrogen starvation. The transcript has 4 exons. Lineage: Eukaryota; Metazoa; Chordata; Aves; Psittaciformes; Psittaculidae. Bases 18 to 449 code for a protein of 143 amino acids. Gene Ontology annotation, molecular function: ubiquitin protein ligase binding. Gene Ontology annotation, cellular component: cytosol; autophagosome membrane; autophagosome.
ACCGCGCUGGAGGGAGGAUGCAGGCGGUGCCCGGGGCGCAGCCCGUCCGGCCGUUCAAGCUGAGGAAAAGCUUCGCCACCCGGCUGGAAGAAGUAGCAGGAAUCCGGGCGAAGUUCCCAACAAAAAUCCCGGUAAUAGUUGAGAGAUACCAUAAAGAGAAAUACCUUCCUCUUUUGGACAAAACCAAGUUUCUUGUUCCCGAGGAGCUGACCAUGACACAGUUUAUAACCAUCAUAAGAAGCAGGAUGGCUUUAACAGCUACACAAGCUUUCUACCUGCUGGUGAACAACAAAAGCCUAGCCAGUAUGUCCUUGACAAUGGCAGAAGUGUACAGGGGCUACAAAGAUGAAGAUGGCUUUGUGUAUAUGACAUAUGCAUCCCAGGAGAUGUUUGGAUACUUUUCACCCACUGCUCAAGGGAGAACUAUGGAAUGCUUUCAAAAAACUUAAGGUUGGGACCAUGUGCUGCAUUGAAGCAGUUUGCUAUGAAUCAUGCCUGUGACAUGAACCUUGGAGAUGCUCCUUCCAAUAUGAGCCCUGCAGUGAGGAGUUAUGACCCAAAAGCUGGCAGGGCCAGCUAAGGGCAGAAAUGGUGUCACACUUUUUCCUGGACGAUAAUUUGGAUAUAUUUUUAUAUUUGAAGGUGC